AGCCCGCGGGCGCUACUUUCGCUGAGACUUGGGUCGGGGAGUGAGCGAUACGAGCUUGGGAGGAUGCAGCGUCCAUUGUGGCCUGGGGGAUCCAGGGUGCUCCGUCUGUUUGUCUGCUUCCUGCUACUGCACAGUCGCCCAGGGGACUGCAGCGACAUUAGUGCCCACGAUGGUCAAGGCCAAGUCGGAGUGGGGCAACUCUGGCCCUUCCAAGGAUUUACCAUCCCAGUCUUCCGGCAUUUGCAAGUUAUACUCCAACAGAUAGUACCCCAAGGUCUGUUCUGGAAGGAUGACAUCUCUCAGGAUGUGAUGACUAAGAAGAUGGAGUGCACCAGGAGGCUGCAACCCCAAGAUCCAUGCCUCAAGGAUGGGAAGACAGUCUUUCCCACUAAAACCACUGGGGUGAGGGGCAAGCAAAAGGAGAAACUUCGACUCUUAUUCCCCAAGAGCCCAGUGACCAAGGUGAACAGAGAUCAGUGCUCUACCUCCAAAGUGGGUUCGAAGACCCUGAAAGGAGAGGUAGCCAACCCUGAGAAGGGCUUCUUUGGGCCAUUCCCCACUGUGGGCCGCAACCUUGUUGCUGACUGAGACCUCACACGAAGCCUCCCUGCCCCACCACCCACCCCAUGGCCCUUCAGAGGACCAGUUCUUGGAUGACCCAAAUCUGAAUCAUUAAAAGUAGACUCUCAUGCAAAAA
Molecule: messenger RNA, 697 nt
Organism: Carlito syrichta (Philippine tarsier)
Lineage: Eukaryota; Metazoa; Chordata; Mammalia; Primates; Tarsiidae
Gene: RESP18
Product: regulated endocrine specific protein 18
Exons: 6
Coding region: 64-588 (174 amino acids)
Cellular component (GO): endoplasmic reticulum
Source: RefSeq, a predicted model, not a curated record